CGGUGGAUCUUGCUGACGUUUCGUGAUCUUUAGCGUACCGAUCGCGGCGGAACGCGAUGGUUUUCCUUAUCAUCGCAAUCUUUCGUGAUUGAAAUUUGAAGACCCCCCGGCAUAAUUGGUGAUCAUCAAGACUCUUGAAGAUCUUUCAAGCAUCGUGUAAAAGUUACACUUAUUGUGCAGAGAUCUGUAGCUUGUUAAAAGUUUUAAUUGGGCAGUAAAGUUUACCACGCUUACCAUAGUCAAGAACCCCACGGGGUGUUCACUACACAUACGGUGAUACAGAACAGGGGACCGAGUUCGGAGGAAACAAGGAUCGACGUUAUUCUGUGUCUUUAGUUGAAAGAAUGGCUGGGACGUCGUGUGCAGGGUUUUUCAAGGAUUUGUGGGCAUUACGGAGUAUAUUCCUCAUCCUCAUCGCUUUCCUGGUCCCCAUUGGUUUCCUCCUGGAUGGCUCGCUGGAGUCAAAAUGUGCCUACGUCAUGGUUUCCAUGGCGAUCCUAUGGUUUACAGAGGCGUUACCUAUCACUGCCACAGCCAUGAUGCCGAUGUUUCUCCUGCCCUUACUGGCUGUCCAGCCCGGAAAGGUGGUCUGUGGAAACUACUUCAAUGACACCAGUAUGCUGUUUCUAGGGGGACUGAUAGUGGGCGUUGCUAUGGAGGAGGUCAACCUUCACAGACGUAUAGCCAUGGGAAUCACUAUUCUUUUGGGCUCAAGUCCAAACACAAUGAUGCUGGGUCUGAUGCUCCCUACGUGGUUCCUGUCCAUGUGGAUCAGUAACACAGCAGCUACGUCCAUGAUGCUUCCCAUCCUGAUAGCUGUCUCCGAGCAGACGACGAAGUUUGGGGGCGACAGUGAAGGUGACGGAGCAAAUACAUUCAAAUCAAAUGGUACCACUGAUGUUCAAGAUAUUCAAUUAACAGAAGUAGAACAUGGAAAUUCAAAAGUGGAACCCCCUCUGCAGUACAAAGGCGAGAAAAGCAAACCCAGUAAAGGAAGUGUGCUUCUGAAUAAAGGAUUUACUCUGAGCGUGGCAUACGCAGCGAACGUCGGGGGAAUCACAACGCUUACUGGCACGCCUCCCAACCUCGUUCUUCAGGGACAGGCUGACAAACGUUACCAAGACUACGGAGCUGUCGACUCCGGAAUAACGUACGCCAACUGGAUGGCGUUCGCUUUCCCUAUGUCACUCAUCAUGUUGUUCCUUACAUGGUUCUGGCUCCAGAUCGUUUUCAUUAGGUGUUGGUGCUGUAAGGCGGCUGAUAAGAAUAGACAAGCAGAGCUGAAGGCCGUGGUUCGCCGGGAGUACAAUAAACUUGGACAUAUUAAGUUCGGCGAGAUCAUGGUCCUAGUAAUGUUUAUAAUACUCGCUCUACUGUGGUUAUUCCGUGAUCUACCAGACAUCGGAGGCUGGGGAGAUGUUUUCCUUGAUGCAGCCGGGAAAAGUACAGUGAGAGAUUCCACGGCUUCAAUCCUUGUUGCAACCCUACUGUUUGUACUACCGAAAAAGUUACCAAACGUAUUCUGCUGGAACGGCCCGUCAGACUCUGAGAAGUCAAGCAGACCAAGUUACACGCCUAUCCUCACGUGGCAUGUUGCCGAGAAGAAGGUCGCUUGGGGCGUUCUUGUCCUGCUCGGUGGAGGGUUUGCUUUGGCCGACGCUUGCACCACUUCCGGUCUAUCCCGAUUGGUGGGAUGUGAGCUGAGGGUGCUGAAGGGCCUGGAUCCCUGGGUGAUGAAUAUGGUUUUAUGUUUUAUUGUAGCAGGCGCUACCGAGAUCACCAGUAACACGGCUACUGCCUCCCUCCUCAUGCCCAUCAUGUUUGAACUGGCAAUAACUGUGGGGAUACACCCUCUGUAUUUGAUGAUGUCGGCCUGUAUUGCAUGUUCAUUUGCCUUCAUGCUUCCGGUCGCAACGCCUCCAAACGCUAUUGUGUUCUCAACAGGAACUGUGAGAAUACCGGAUAUGGCAUUGGCGGGCAUCGUUCUGAACAUGAUAGCAGUAGGAGUGCUGACGCUCGCCAUCAACACAUGGGGCACGGCUAUAUUCAAGCUGGACACUUUCCCGGAGAUAUUCUUAAAUUCAACCAAAGCGUCGACGUGUCCUGGCGCAGCAGCGAUCUCUGUUAUAGAUACGACCGUGUCCUUGCUUAACUCGACUUUGCCUAGUAUAGCGCCAUAGAAAAACAGACUUAAGAAAGGUCGAUAAAGAAAUGUGAAUUGCGUCUAUGAGACUAUCACAAUAUUAUUAAGAAGGAGGUUAGGAUAGCCACGUUAUUGGCAACAUGGCAUAGAGAGUGUGACUGGAAUUGUAUACUGACUGCAUAUAGAAUCCUAUUUAUACGUGGUUUCCUAUAGAUACCAGUUUCCAAAACAAAAGCCAACCGAUUUGGCAACUCGUUAGACCACUUGGGGGUAUGUAUAUUUUCGAUGUGAAAUCUGUAAAAUGCCAAAGUAUUUCUUUUGGUAAAUUUGGAGGAGAAUGGCUGAAAUCUCAAGUUCUUCAUGACAGGUGUAUCUAAUGACUAGUAUCCUAUCGUUUUUGGGAGAAGACGUUGUUAAAUUGUUAUAAAUUGUGCCUAAUCCCUUGUCUACUUUUGGCAAUAAAUAUGUUUAAACUAAAUCCUAUCGUUGGAUAUGCAGUCUUGAUAAGCACACCAAUGUUUUUUUCAUAUUGUUGUGUACAGCCGUCCAAAUGUUUACAUUUCUCCUUAGCAUGUGAUAUUGAUAUCUAAAACCCGGUCGAAUCGGGAGAGAAAGAACAUUUCGAAAAAGACGAGUAAACACCUUAUACUUCACAAAGACGUUAUCAUUUUAGUCGACCGAAAAACACCAUGCCAUUGUAUUAAUCCUAAAGAUAUGUGUUCUCAUCGAGAACGUAUCAGAUUCAAUGUUUGUUAAUAUUUAGUUUCAAUGAUAAUGAUGGUCAAACAUGUGGAUGUAAAAUCGAACAAAGAUGUGUCGCUAGAGUUGAUUGGUUGUCUGUACACUGUAGUGACGUCAUAACUUUUUUGUAAUGUUCACAAUCAUUACGGCUGGUCAUUAAUUUGCACUGGAAAUAUGGAUACUUCGGUUCACGAAAAAAAAAGCCGGUAUUUUUUUCCCCCGGAACAUAGAACCUCAUUCCAUUUUUGUUAUGUUUUAUUGGUAUUGACUUAGGAAAAUAGAUGAAGUCUGGUGGAUGUGUUGAUUUUUGACGAUUAAUAUUUUUUAAUUGAAUAAAGCUACACAAUAGGAGUAGAAUGGUCUACGAAGUUUAAUACCUGUUUACAUGUACAUGGCAUUGUUCAAGGGAAAGUAAUCAUAUUUAAGACAAACGUCUUUGUUCCAGACAUAAUGACGGUGCUGAAAACAGAUUGACGGUGUUCUAAGCAAAGACUAUGUGUGUUCCAAACAUACAUGUAUGUUGCUCAAGACAAAUUGACGUUUUCAAACGAAGUGACGACCAUGUUCAAGAAAAUGCGUAUGGUCUAGUCGGACAAAGAUAAUGAGUUCAUGAUAGUGCUAAUGAAAAUUGAACGUUUCAGACGAAGAAGACGAUUAUGAUCAAGACAAUUUCUGUAGUCCAGACCGACAACAAGUUCAAGGCAAGUCUCAAGACAAAUUGACGUUUUCAAACGAAGUGACGAAAAUGUGUUCAGGACAGAAUAACCGUAUUCACGACAAAAUGACAGUGCUCAAUUCAAAGUUACCGGGUUCAAGAUAGACAUCUGUGUUCAGGACAAAGUGUCUUUGAUCCGGACAAAGAGUGUAAAAGACAAAGUAACCGUGCCAAAGACAAUGUUUGUAACAAAGUGACAAACGUUAUCAUGACAAAAUGCCUACGUUCUGGACAAAGUAAUUGUGGUCAAGCAAAUGUGACUGCUUUAAGACAGAAAAACUUAUUUUGUUCAGGACAAAUCAACAGUGUUCAAGAGCAAGUGAUUGGUCAAAAGAAUGCAUUUGUGUUCAAAGACAGUCUAUCAGUGUUUUCGACAAAGUUACCGUGCUCAAGCCAAAGUUUCUAUGUUUAAGAUUCAAUAAAAAAUCAAAACAAAACGUACGUUUUCAUGACGAACAUAAUGUAAUUUGAACAAAGUGAUUGUUUUCCAGACAAAUGGACAAUGUUCAAGACAAUUUGAUUGCGCUCAAGAUAAAGUUGUAUUGUUCCUUUUUGUUUUGCAAACGUCAUGCUGAAUUUUUGUGAUGUUAGCAUGUUAGCAUUGCAAAUCUUAUUACAUUACAUAGUGUAAAUUUUAAAUUUGAUAAAUAUAUAUGAAAAAUAUUUUUGUUUUAAUGACCAAGAUUUAAAUAUGACAGCAGAAAUAUUUGUGUUACAUUGCAUGUGUUGAAUUGAUUGAUCUAUUGUAACACAGCUUUGUAUAUAAUUUUUCACUGCUAUUACUUUUGUCUGUUCUUUUAAAAAAAUGUUAUGAAUCUGGUUUUUAAAUGAUUAUAUAUACUAAAUUCAAAAAAUUAUGAUUGCUGUCUAAUUUGUUUGAAUAAGUACUUUAAAUAUGUGUCAAAAAAAAAAAAAUAUGAGAAAAGAUAUUGUUGAAUAACUGACCUGAAAUGUUCUUAUGCAUUACAUUCGUGUACAACGACCCGGAAGUGUAUUUGUGGUCUGAGGCCUGUAUAUUGCUGUGCAUUUUGAAUUUCACAUUUUUGACUUUGUAUCUUGUAUUGUAUAUUAAAGACUAAGUUGUAAAAAAAGAAUACAAAAAUUGUUGAAAAUGAUAUAUAGAGAAUAAUGCAUGGCUUUUCCCAUAUCACACCAAGUAUCAACCCGACACUGCAAUAUCAGCCCAAGGGCCUUAGGCUGAUAUUGGUCGAGGGUUGAUACUGGGUGUGAUAUGGAAAAAGGC
Molecule: messenger RNA, 4842 nt
Organism: Mizuhopecten yessoensis (Yesso scallop)
Lineage: Eukaryota; Metazoa; Mollusca; Bivalvia; Pectinida; Pectinidae
Product: solute carrier family 13 member 2-like
Exons: 14
Coding region: 345-2180 (611 amino acids)
Biological process (GO): monoatomic anion transmembrane transport
Cellular component (GO): membrane
Molecular function (GO): transmembrane transporter activity
Source: RefSeq, a predicted model, not a curated record